UAAUUCUAUGGCUUUCGCCGUGUUCAUCUUCGCCUUAUUUCUCAAAGUCUCCACCGCCCUUUCCAGUCAGAACAUAACCCAUCUAUUCUCUGCCGUCUUCAUUUUUGGCGACUCCACUGCAGAUUCCGGCAACAACAAUUACAUAAAUACCCCAUUCAAAGCCGACCAUCCCCCAUACGGGGAAGACUUUCCUGGAAAAAUCCCCACCGGCCGGUUUUCAACCGGAAAACUGAUGUCGGACAUUUGGGCGUCUCUGCUGGGAAUAAAACAAACCGUUCCUCCGUUCCUGCAGCCUAAUAUCUCCGAUUUUGAUAUCCGCACCGGAGUGAACUUCGCUUCCGCCGGAUCGGGGCACGAUGACAUGACGACUCAGAUUUCACAGGUGAUUCCUGUGACGAAGCAGUUGUAUUACUUUAAGGAGUAUAUAAAGAGAUUGAAGAAAGUUGUGGGGAUCAAAGAAGCCAAUAGGAUAAUUGAGGGGGCGUUGGUGUCAAUUAGUGGUGGAACAAAUGAUUUCACGAUUAGCUACUACGAUCUGCCUUCUAGAAGAGACAAUUUCUCCAUGGACGAUUACCAGGAUUAUAUAUUGAAGAAGCUUCAGAAUUUCAUCAAUUUCGUUUGA
This is a messenger RNA of Lactuca sativa (garden lettuce), 622 nucleotides long. Lineage: Eukaryota; Viridiplantae; Streptophyta; Magnoliopsida; Asterales; Asteraceae. The record is from RefSeq and is a predicted model, not a curated record.